AUGGAUGUGUUCGUAGGCAUUGCUAGGGCAAUAAUUCUUCCACCUGACCUCCAAACUUCUAAGAGUUUGGAUGGUGAUUCAUUGGCCCAGAGCGCCCUUCAAAUAAUGGUGGUGCGAGUUUGUGACCUUGGGGUUUGGGUCGUGAAGAAUGGUGAGGAGAUGAGGAAGGCUUUUCUAUCCAAUUCCCUUAUCAUUCAGAAGUACAAUCACCUUGAAAGUGAAUACGUUAAGGUCAUCAAGGAAAUUUCUCGUCUUCAUGCUAAUCUAGUCAAACUAUCCGACCAAAGUGAGGAGCUCGAUAAGAAUCUAAAAGGGACCAAGCAAGCUGAGAAAGCAACCUAA
Ilex paraguariensis (yerba mate) is the source of this 342-nucleotide messenger RNA. NCBI's taxonomy places the organism in Eukaryota, Viridiplantae, Streptophyta, Magnoliopsida, Aquifoliales, Aquifoliaceae. The record is from the annotation of a GenBank genome assembly.